GACGGCGCUGUGCCUUUAAGAGCGCCCGUGGCAAGGUUGUUACUACUACUGGAGGCUGGGAAGGUGUUGCCGUCGGGGAGAGGCGCUUGCGUCCUUGUGCCCGUUCGGGCGAAACGGGGGCAGCGCAGGGCCGCGUUCCCGAUCGCAAAUCAGGAAGAGCCGGGCGAGGAGGCGCGGGAUCUGGGAUCCUCUCCUCUUUGUGGCUCCGAGAAGCAACAUGGCGUUUCCCCGGAGCGCUCGGGCUCCUUCUCUGAGCAGGGUGGGCGACUGUUCUCCUCCCAACGGAGUGGCGCCCUAAAGAAAAAAGAAAAAGAAAGAAAAAAAAAAAAAAGCGAAGCCGUUCCAGAGAUGUGAAUGCGAGCUCCGGGCGAGAAAGCGGCUUCCAAAGCUCCGCUCUUCCGUCGAGCCCAGCAAGUGGAUUUUGCUCGGGGAAUCCGGAUCUGGACCACCUGUUACUCCGAGCGCAGCCCGAGCCUCUUGCAGCCAGCGAAGCUCUUUCUCCCGAAACGGGGCCGCUCCCCUUGGCAGUUCGCUCUCGGAGAAAAUGGAGCGCGACGGACUUUCCAGCGCGGAUCAGAAGCUGAUCCGGGAGAGCUGGCAGAAAGUGGGCACCAGCCCCCUGGAGCACGGCACCGUCCUGUUCACCAGGCUUUUUGAUUUGGAUCCAGAUCUGUUGCCCCUUUUCAAGUAUAAUUGCAAGAAGUUCUCUACUACUCAAGAAUGCCUCUCAUCCCCUGAGUUCCUGGAACACAUUAGAAAGGUAAUGCUGGUAAUUGAUGCAGCUGUAACUCAUUUGGAGAAUUUGCAUUGCCUGGAGGAUUACCUUGCUAAUCUUGGCAGGAAACAUCAAGCAGUUGGUGUCAAGGUUGAGUCCUUUGAGGCUGUAGGGGACUCCUUGCUCUAUAUGCUGGAGAAAUGCCAUGGUCCUGCCUUCAAGCUGAAUGUGCGUGAAGCCUGGACAAAGCUCUAUAGCACUGUGGUGAAAGCCAUGAGCUGCGGCUGGGAUGUUUGCAGAAAGGUGGAAUAAUGUCUGAUCAAGAUGCUUGGAGCGCUUUGCUGUUCUGUGUCAGAAACACCUCUGAUGAAAAAGCAUGCUCACUUUUCCAGCUUGAUGUGUAUUUCAGAGCAAUCUUGACAGCUUUCUUUCUGUCUCUUGCUUAUUUUUGCAUUCCCUGUCUCUGUGUGACAGUGUGCUCUAGAAUUAAACAUAGCAGGUCCAUGUGUGGUGGCGUGUAAAACAUUUCAAUCAAACUGUUUUAAGUACCCAGUUCUGUGAAGCUCCUCCCCACAAGUGUAAAAUAAUCUACCUUGAGUAAUUUGGAACUGAUCUGAGCUCUAAACAGGUCUUUUGACCUUAAAAUAUUUUCAGAAGUCUCAAAACUGCCAAUUUUGCAUUAAAAAAAGCAACCGACUAACGUUCAAAUUGGGGAGUUUUGUGAAGAUGAACUGAUUCAAAAUGAAAUUUUACAUACCCCUAGUCUGUUUGUAGGUGACAAAAGUGAAGAAACCUGGAGUUGCAGUUAUAUGUUGACUGCUGUGGCUUUCUUGCCUUUAAGCUCUUUUUUUUAAUUAAUCAUUUUUUAAACAAAAGAAUGGACAAAUAGAAAAAAGUCUACAAUGCUAUAGUAACAGUAAGUGGACAGAGAUGCAAUAUUGUACAGUUAGUGCUCAGUAUAGCGUUGAUAAAAGGUUAGCUAUAAAAACCAAAAUACAUUGUUAUUUUUAAUAAAAAGAAAAGGUUUUUAAAGAACUUUUUAAACCUCUGUGCUGAAUGCAUGAUUUUCAAAAGCUCUAUUCUCUCUGUUUAUAAAAAUCAACUGCAAAGAUUUUUUUUAGCAUACAAAGAUGAUUGGACUAGCCAGUUUUUUUGUUUUUGUUUUGGUAAGGAAAGCUUGGUAUUCUUUCUGUAAAUUGUGGGCAUUUCUUUGGGAUUAUAUAAGCAGUAUAGUUUUUUUUUCUCCAAAAAGUGGGUUAAUUCUUCUAUACACUAUACACUGGAAAAAAGUUGGGCUUUUCAAAUGCUUAGUCUCAAGUUACAAUUUAAAAACCAGUAAGUAUGCAGUAUCUGCCAAUUUCUUCUGUGCAAAAAUAAAAUCUUGAAGUGGACUUACAACUGAUGGAGGGAAAAGCUUAGGAAAAUGUUUAGACUUGUCCUGAUUUUUAGCUGAAGAGAUCCAUCCCAUAACAUCACUUUUUGUCAAUUGCUAGGUUCUCAUAUCUUCUCUUCUCCUCAAGGCACUGUUUUACAAGUCUAUGGGUGCCCAUAGAAGGGAAGAGAAGGCAAGAAUGAUCAGCAAGGUGAAUGGAUUCAGUUACAGUAGCAAUGGAAGACCUGAAGAAUCGAGAUAGGGACAGAUCAUCAUGGAGAAAAUCAAUCUAUGUGGUGUUAAGAGCUGACAGUGACUUGAUGGCACACACUCAAGCAUGAGUACCUGAUAAGACAACUUACCUUUCUGAGUUUUAAUUAAAACUACCUUUCUAGUUCUUGAUCUAGUGCCUGCUUUGAAAGUAAGUAACAAUUCCUUAAUUUCUGGAGCAGGGAAGCAGCAUUUAAAAUAGUUCAGUAUUCUUCCCUUUUGCUGUUCUUUCUCAGGAGGUAAAUUGACUCAUACCGGUAGGAAAAAAAUCCAUGGGCUUUCUGUAUAAAGAGGCAAUGUGCCUUUCUUUAUGGUAGGGCAAGAACAAUACAUGACAAUAGGAUGAUAGAGGGGCUUGAGGUUCUAUUACCAAACUAUUGAGCUAAGCAUAUAACCUUGGAAAUACAGUUCUACACUGAAUUAUUCCACAAGCACCAUUGCAAUCAUUCCAGGACUAAGAAAGACCUGAUUAUCUUUGCAGAUCAUGAAAAGCUAACUUUUAUAAAACCUUCUUCCCAAAUAAAUUAGUUAGAAUUUGAGGUGCCAAAAUCUUUUGAUUGCUUUUCUGAAAACACUGAUGCAACCAUUCUUUGGGAAAGUAUGAAUAGAAAUAUUUUCAAUUAUUUCAGAAUUAUAUCUUGAGCUAUUACUUAAUAUUUGAAACUACAUAGUUUUGAUGGUAACACAUGGAUAAUUUUCUAAAUAAAGUGGAAACAAUUAUUUGCCUGUUAUCAUGCUUCAUGCCUGAAAUUUUGCCUAUAAAAAUCAGUUUACAGUCCCACCUUGGCAUUUAUUUAGCUAUUGCAGUAUCAUUGUACGAGAUAUAUAUUCUUUUGUGUUACACACACAUGCACACAGGUACAUUUCCUUCCAAACAGGCCAGGACAGUUACUUUGAAGGAUGUCAGAAAUUAUCAGAGGAUGCCAUGUAUUCUAGAAUGUAAUGAUGAUGUCAGAAUCUUCAGCGGAGUUUAUUUCUUCUGUGUAUGUAGCAUAAUAUUCAUAAUAUUUGUGAGAACAUGGAUGCAUAAUACUGGAUGACAGGAAAUGAAUGCUUUUAAUUAUUGGUCCUCUUAUUCUUUUGUCAGCUUGUGAUUGUGAGGUUCACAGAUGCUCAGGAGUCGACAUGUGUGGAACACACUUGUCUAUGAAAUGACAAACAUUAACUACAUUUAAAAGCCCAUUUGCUACUUUAGCUGGUGUGUGUAUUUCAUUUCUGUGAUAGAAGUGCCCUUCAUUUCCUAAUAUGCCAUCCUAUUUCUCCUUCAGUCUAACCCUUCUUCUCUAAUUAUUUCCGCAUAACUGCCUAUUUUUUUCAUCAUCUUGAAUGUUUCUGAGCAACCCCAGUGAACAAAGUCUCCUCUUAUCUUCCUUACUUCAAGACACUCCAAUGGGGGAUUCCUGGAAUAUUGAAUCACAUUUUAUUUGACAGUGUGGGGAAGCUGCAGGCACCAGCAGGAAUUAUCAGAUAAGCCCUCUGGGGAGAAAAAAUAGAAUAAUGAAGGAAAGUAACAUAAAAGAGGAACAUGCAUCAUAUGUCUCCUCACUGAUCAGAUUUUAUAUUGAUAUAAUAAAAUACCUGUCUAGGUUCUUCUAAUGGCUUCUCUCUUAGUACAGAUGUUGAUAUUAUUUUUGGAAUGAAGUCUUAGAUUAAAUGGCAGAUUUCUGUUGGCUAUUUGUCAGCGUGGCCCUCUAAAAGUAAUAGAAUCAUAGGUUUUCAGUAUUAGGCUCAUGUAACAUAUUUAGCACAUCUACAGAGCUAGUCUGAUGGGAUACAAAAAACUCAAAAACCAUCCCUUGGCCUGCACGAUAACUGCUCUGUUUCCUUUCUCCUCUCUAAUAGUUUUCUUGUGGUCUGCUCUAUUUUUUGGCCCUCAAUUCAUCAUUAUCCAAUAAACACAAAUAUGUCUGAAUAUGACUGCAGAUAGCUAUGGAAUAUGGUUGGCUAGCAAUAGUACAAAAUACGAUCAGAUGCUCUGUUAGUCAUCAAAAAGCCUUUUAUUUUCCUUUUCCUAGCUGUGCAUAAAUAUAUUGUUUUUUUUAAAAAAAGUGUUCCCCAUUGAAUCUUCACACAGUUCUGCAGGGCUUGAUUCGUUCUUAUGCCUAUUCAAUUAGUAUCCCAUCUAAUUAGAUAAUUGCAAACAAGUGGCUCAGAAUUAUGAUUGAAUUUUGUUUCCUUGAAGAAACAGGAGCAGAGAAGCAUCUGGAUCUGGAAUGCGCUGCUUGCAAUUGCAGUGGCAGUUCAAAUUAUCAUCCAAAAUGCCAGAGCUAUUUUAUACCUCUUCUAGUUUUUGUCUGUUUUUUUGUUUGUCUGCAUGCAAGGGCACACAUGUACACCAUAUUUUGUUAAAUUCUCUAAAGAAAUAAAAAACAACAUUUAGUGAAUGUCAAUCCUCCAUUAUCAUAGCUGUAUAUUUAAUCCACUAGGAAUCUAGAUGGUGUCAUCAGCACUUUAGAAAAUGUUGUUUAUUCCCUGAAUAUGCCUGCUUUUUCCAAUAGAAUUAGGUCCAUGUAUACCUUGUCUCUCAGCCCAUGGAGAAUGCUGUCAUUUUUUUUCUUCUUUGAUUGCUAUCACAGAAGUGAAGGAAGAUAAAUCAUGGCCACAUAACUGGAUUAUCCUGUCUUCUGUUUAGGGAUUAUAAGAAACCAAAUGUAUCUGGCUGGUAGUAUCUAUUCAGGCUGCUAUCAUUUUUGCAGGAAAAGACCAUUUGUGCCCUUGAGUUCAAUAACUUGCUUAGUGAAGGAAUUCAAAUUCUAGCAUCACUGGCUGUUCAUCUGCUGGUUGACUGUAUUCCAUAAAGACAGCCUACCACUUUUUCAGAUAGUUGAUUCUGUUACUCAACUGCUCUUCUUCUUAGCAAGUUUUGUUUCUUACCUUCAGGAGAUGUCUUUGCUUUCCUUAACAUUAUUCUGUGUCUUGCACUCUAGAACAAUAGAAAAUAGGUCUUCAACUUCUACUGCAUGGCAGUCUUUCAGAUAUGUAAAGAGUAUACCAUACUCUUCCUCCUUGUUCUUUAGACUGGAUAUUCUUUAUUCCUUCAAUCUCUCUUCAUAGGCCUUGAUUUCUAGUCUCUCAGUCUUGCUUGCUACACUUCUGUGAGCCUUACAAUUUGUCUGAAUCCUUCCUAGAGUUUGGUGCUUAGAAAAUGACCAAAUAUUUAAGCUGGAUUCUGACCAAUUGAAAAAAAAUUACAUUUGUCUCUAUUAAAAAUUGCAUGCUGUUAUUUACAGCUGAUUUCUCUUAGUCAAGUAUCAAGAUUGAUUUGAGUUUUGUCUUCCAGAAUAUUAGCUAUUCCAUCCAAUUUUAUAUAAACUGAAAUUGGAUAAUUAUAAUUUGAAAAGCAGCCAUUCAGUUUUUCAGAUAUUCAAAAAUCCAUAUUGUCAUUCUACUAGAUGCCAAAUACAGUCCUUAGAGUCACCAUUCUAGGUGUAAAAUAUAUAUUCUCCUACUGAAUAUAUAUUUCUCCCAGAGUGUCACAGGUUUUCUAGUUCAAGACAAGAUGGAAGAAUUGCAAUAGUGGUUCAGUUCUAGAUUCUUCCCACCUCCAGAAAGAAUUCUUAUUGGGUAGUACUAUAUGUCUUAUAUUGCUCUACAUUCAUCUCCAUUUUGAAUAAGUGAUAUGGAUAAUGAUAGAUGAAAACUGAGGAGCAUAAAUGUUUAAAGCAUUUCAUGUAUUUCCAGUUUGCAGGUUGAUCCUUAACACUAAGGAAAGCAGCUUUUUGAUUCUCCCUAUGUUCCACUUUGAUCUUAAAAGUAUGUGCUACUAUUGCUUCACACUUCUGGGAUGUGCUAGGUGUGGACAUAGAAGGACCUGGAUUUGCUGAAGAUUCCAAAACUCUUGAACUUUUGAAACCCACAUUUUAGGUAAUUCCUUCCUAAAGCAAAAGGAGUCACUAUUAUCCCUACACAGCAUUUAUCCGAUCUAGAGCUUUUCUGUGGUCUUAUAUUAUAGCAACAAUUUUUGCAAGAGCAAGCUGGCUUUCUGAUUUCCAUAGAAACAGAAGGAAGAAUUUGCCAAGGCAGAUGGUUGCCUGCAACAGCAGCAGCAGGUAGCCCUUCCUCACUGCCUGAGAGUCAUGGGGAUUGGGCUUCUAGGUGAGAGUAAGCUAACAGUACAGAACAGAUAAAUUGCAAAUUAUUUAAAUUAGAACAAUAUUAGCUUGAUCUGAUAGUGAGAGAUUUAAGAAUAUAGGAAGGGACUUUUAACGUCCCUAUAAAUGAAAGGACUAAGUUGAGACACUUUCCUAUAUUGUGUUCCUUCCCUUUUGUCUAUAAUUGAUUUGUGUGUGGAUGUUAUGCUAAAUGGAUGCUGGAUCUGACCUCAUAAGAUGCUGUUAAUGUUCUCUACUGCUGACCUCAAGAGUUUAUACAACCAUGUUCAUUAUGUAACAAUUUUGUUAUGUGAAAUUGCCACCACGUACCAAUUUUAAUAAAAGCUAAGUUAAGGCUCCUGGA
Molecule: messenger RNA, 6812 nt
Organism: Crotalus tigris (Tiger rattlesnake)
Lineage: Eukaryota; Metazoa; Chordata; Lepidosauria; Squamata; Viperidae
Gene: NGB
Product: neuroglobin
Exons: 4
Coding region: 545-1027 (160 amino acids)
Molecular function (GO): oxygen binding; heme binding
Source: RefSeq, a predicted model, not a curated record